Aspergillus fumigatus Af293 is the source of this 1443-nucleotide messenger RNA. Lineage: Eukaryota; Fungi; Ascomycota; Eurotiomycetes; Eurotiales; Aspergillaceae. The record is from RefSeq and is a predicted model, not a curated record.
AUGCCUUCCGACUCCUUUGACACUGACUACGCGCAGCGCGAGAGGUCUCGCUCGCCCCGCCGACGUUCUCGCAGUCCUCGACGGAGCCGUCGCUCGUACUCCCCACGCAGUCGCUCUCGCAGUCGUGACGAUUAUCGCCGCAGUGAUCGCCGGUCUCGGUCUCCUAUGAGUACUGCUCAAGGCGCAACUGGAGGACAUUCAGGAUCUGGUUACGGUGGCCGCAGCAGUUACCCUCCUUCGAGAUCUUUUGAGGAACGCUCAGUCGCCAAAGAACAAAUGAUGCAAUCAGUACGCGAAUCGUCCCAACAGGACCGCCGGGUCUAUGUGGGCAACCUAUCCUACGAUGUCAAGUGGCAUCAUCUCAAGGACUUUAUGAGACAGGCUGGAGAAGUUAUCUUUGCCGACGUCUUACUACUUCCCAACGGAAUGUCGAAGGUGGGCACCAAUGCGAUUGUGGAAUACGCUACAAGGGAGCAAGCGCAGAAUGCAGUCAACACGCUUAGCAACCAGAGCCUCAUGGGUCGUCUUGUCUACGUUCGCGAGGACCGUGAGCCCGAACCACGCUUCACUGGUGGACCUCCCCGAGGAGACUUUGGGGGUCCUGGUCGAGGUGGCUUCGGAGGCUACGGUGGCCCCCCCGGUGGUGCUCCUGGCGGUGGAAGACAACUCUAUGUGUCUAACCUCCCCUUCAAUGUCGGUUGGCAGGACCUGAAGGAUCUCUUCCGCCAAGCUGCCCAGCAAGGUGCUGUGAUCCGUGCCGACGUUCACACCGACGCAACUGGUCGUCCCAAGGGCUCCGGCAUUGUGGCUUUCGAAUCUCCGGAGGAUGCGCGCAACGCUAUUCAGCAGUUCAACGGCUACGACUGGCAGGGACGGACAUUAGAGGUCCGUGAGGAUCGCUUUGCCGGUUCCGGACCCGGCUUUGGCGGCCGUGGAGGCUAUGGUGGCUACGGCCGGGGUGGCUUCGGUGGUCGUGGUGGUUUUGCCGGCCGUGGUGGAUUUGGCGGCGGCGGCUUCAGGGGUGGAUACGGCGGCGGUGGUUUUGGAGGCCCCCAGAACUUCGAGCCCGUCGCAUCGGUUCCUCCCAACCCAUUUACUGACUUUGCAACCUCUGGAGGAGAAAAGGGUCCCAUAAUCUACGUGCGCAAUCUGCCAUGGUCUACUUGCAAUGACGAUCUGGUGGAUCUUUUCUCCACCAUCGGCAAGGUUGAACGUGCCGAAAUUCAGUAUGAGCCCAACGGUCGCUCUCGUGGCACAGGUGUAGUCCAAUUCGAUAACGCGGAGACUGCGGAGACUGCGAUCGCCAAAUUCACUGGUUAUCAAUAUGGUGGUCGUCCUCUCGGUAUCACGUUUGUCAAGUACCUGAAUGUCGACCAGGGCCAAGGCGAACCCAUGGAAGGCGCAGAAACCACUACCGGUAUAACGCAGGAUCAGAUCAUGUAA